Molecule: messenger RNA, 3136 nt
Organism: Paramuricea clavata
Lineage: Eukaryota; Metazoa; Cnidaria; Anthozoa; Malacalcyonacea; Plexauridae
Source: the annotation of a GenBank genome assembly
GGGGCGGAAUAUGGACGGUCCAAAGUCCAAGUACAUCAAAAUGUAACAAUUUAUAAAGAACGUCACCACUCACCAGCUACAAACUAACAAAAGUGAUGAAUGAUUGAAAAUGCCUUUUAAAGCUGGACAUUCUGAGAUCAUUGAGGCCAGUCAAAAAGAUGAUGAAUACAAAUCAUUCUUUAGAAAUUCUAUGGGUGAAUUCUUUAGAGACGUAACUGGUAGGCCACGUAUUUCAAUUGCAAAAUAUAUAUUUUUGUCAUGGUUUUUAUGUAGCAAAAUCAUAGUGCGUUAUACUGUAUGAGCAGUAAAUACUAAAUACUCCAAAAAAUGUGAUAUCUGAUCUGCUUGUAUCUCUCUAUAAAAAGGCCAGUGCAUGCUUCUACAACUUUAGAAAGAUGAAGGUUUCUGCAGAUUCCUGCUACUAAUGUGCUUUAUCUUAUAUUAAUUAUAUAACUGUUUCAAAAAAUAAUGACAUUUAUGGGUGAAUCACUAAAAAAUAAAACAGUGGUGUGGUUUAUCUUGUCCAAUACUUAGUAUAUGAUGAAAUUAUGAUCAGACAUGUGCAUACUCCAGAAAUGAAACCCUUGUCAACCCUAGUUACAGGUGAAGAACAAAUUCAGUGAUUCACUGACUGUGCCAUCAAAUGGCAACAUACCUCAUACUGAAAAUAACUGCAAGAUAAAACGAGAUCUACCUUGACUGCUGUCUUUGUAACAACAGAAACACAGUCUUGGAUCAAAUGGAAAGAAGAAAUUGGACUGUUUGCAGAUAUAAUUUACUUUGGCAUAACUACAUUAUCAGGUAUUGACUUUUGACCUCAAAAUAAUAUGUUCAUCUAAUAUGUUCAAUUCACAAUUUAUAUGGAAUGGAAUCUCUGGUACUUACCAAUAUUUACCAUAGUAUUUACCAUGACAGUUGCAACCAAACAAAGCUUAAUUACUCAAUAUCUUUUAUUAAGGUUACCAAACACUUGGAGAAGAGUAUUGCAGUUUAGUUCAAGUUGACAACACAGGACAGAAUAUUCCAACAAAAUGGGUAUUUCAAUAGUAGACUGGACUAUUUCAAUAGUAGAUGCAGGAAUCCACAAAUCAUUCUUUGGGGGGAGGGUAUGCCAACAAACCCCUGUCUGCCCUCACAGAUGGCAUUCUAGGCCUAGCAAUCCAAUGAAUUGUACUAACCUGAUGGCAGUACAAAUAUAUUCUUUAUUUUACAUUUUAGCAAAGAACUUUCAUGAUUCUCACACAAGUUGUCAUUCCUUAUGUAAGCAAGAAAUUUGUAAGACGACUUGAACAAACUUUGCAAUGUAGUACACUUGAUAGCCAGUCAAAAAUCAAGAAUACUAUUUUAGUUUUCAUGCCACUUCUAAAGCAGUUUAUAAAUGGUACGUAAUUAAUAUUCAGCUGUAUGUUGCUCACAGAAUUUGUACAAUUAAACUAAAUAUGCUUUUGCUAAUUUUAUUCUUUAGUCGUCCACAGAUUACAUUUAAUGGCAUUUUAUUUUUCAAGUGUUCAUUAUGAUAUUGCAAAAAGAAUGUCAGGAAUUCAAUAUGUAAGAAUAUUUAUUUUCUAAAAAUAGCAGAUUAUGUAUUGAAAAAAUUUACAAUAUUGAUGUAUGUUUUCAAAACCUAUAUGUGAAGCUUUUAUUUAGUCAAAAUGUAGAAGAAAGAAAAAUGCUUUCUUUAUUAGGAAUUUCUGUUUUGUAUACAGAGUCAUACAUCUCACAAAAAACCCAGAUGUACACAUUUGUACCUAUUUUUUCAAUUUUGUUUCAGGUUCUGGCUCGUGGUGUGGUGAGAAAUGAGUAUUAUAAUCCAACAUACAGAGUUCUAGGUUGGGUGACAUUAUUACAUCUUACCGUAUCUAUGGUUCAACUUGUACAACAGUCAAUACAAGUGAGUCAACAAUUUGACAACCAUCCCCUGUUACGGUUUACAAAACAUUAAUAUUAUAAUUGUCCCUGUACUUGUUAAAUAAAGAAUAUAAUAAGUAGUAGUAUCAACCAAUUCUUUAGGUAUUUCCCAAAAUCAAAGAUAUUGUACACAGCACUAGAGAACAAGACCUAAAUAGUUCAAAGCAUAGUGCCAUAACAGAAUUCAAAUGUACCCUGUGCUUAGAGAAAUUACAUGACAUGACAGCUACAGCGUGUGGUCAUCUAUUUUGUUGGUACUGUAUUAAUGAAUGGUGCAGAAACAAAGUAAGUAUUGUAGAUAGGUAGAAAGAUGAUGCAGCCUACAAGCAGUGAAUGCAUGGCAAUUUGAGGAAUGUGGACUGCCCUAAAGUGAUGUUUUCUACAACUUGUGUGAUUCAGUUUAACAUACUUAUUAUUAAUUGUAUACUUUGCUGGGUGGAGGGGCCAGCAGGAUUUUGACAAAGGAUUGUGAUAGAGAAUAGUGAAAUGAAUGUGUGCUCUUUAUUAAAUCAUGUACAUUAAAGUCCCUAUGUACUGAAAUACUAGAUAAUAUCCAUGUCUUAUAACGAUAUAUAUAUUUUUUUGUUCCUAUAGGCAGAAUGCCCUCUAUGCCGAGAAGAUUUACAGACACAACAAUUAGUUUAUUUACAUCAUUUCCAUCCAACAUAAAAAAAAUCAAUUUUACAUGAAGUAUGUUAUACCUGACAGCAAAGCCUGAUUUUCCUUUCUCAGGGGAAAUCAGGCCCUGCUCUCAGGGUAAGUAUGUUAGGGUAGUCUCCUAACACUCAAUGUACAAUUGUAAAUUUCAAUGUUUUAAUUUAUAAUUAUUGUGAUGGUUUUAAUUUUCAAGAGAGUAAAAAGGUAAAUCCUACUUUCAAUAGCAUUUAAUUUUAAUAGUAUGUUAGGACAAAAAGCAUAUUUUGAGGACAGGAAAAUCUCUUGGUAUCCUGAUGGGCCACACCUAUGGUAAAGGUUUAUACUGUAUAUUUGACCUAACUAUGAUUCCUAUACAAAGGUUCCUGUCUAACUGCUGCCAACAGCACGAAUCACGCAUUUCACAGUAUAUGCAAAAGCUGCAAAGCCUACAAUUACAACUAAGUUAGCAAUAGUACUUCCAACAAGGCCUUCAUUCUCUUCAUGACCACUGGAUGUUGUGUUUGGGAUUGUUUGUUGAACUUCGUGUUCACCUCUUUCUUUAAGUUUUAUUUUGAUCUCCUUGCAAAUAUCA